AUGUUUUUAAAUAAAUUAAUUAAAAAUAAAUAUAAACAAAAUUUCUUUAGUUUUAAAAACUAUUGUACAAUUAAUAAUAAUAAACCAUUAAAUGGAUUUAAAAUUUUAGAUUUAUCAAGAGUAUUAGCAGGACCAUACGCAACACAAAUAUUUGGAGAUUUAGGAGCACAAGUUAUAAAGGUUGAAAAUGUUGGUAAAGGUGAUGAUACAAGACAAUAUGGACCACCAUUUUAUGUUGAUGAACAAGGUAGAAAAGGUAGUGCCUAUUUUAGUUGUGCAAAUAGAAAUAAGAAAUCGAUUGCAUUGGAUAUUUCAACAAAGGAAGGUCAAGAUAUAGUUUAUUCAUUAGCAAAGGAAUCAGAUGUUUUCAUUGAGAAUUUUAAAGUUGGUGGAUUAAAAAAGUAUUCAUUAGAUUAUGAAACCAUUAAACAAAUUAAUCCAUCGAUUAUCUAUUGUUCAAUCACUGGAUUUGGACAAGAUGGUGAGUAUAGUAAAUUACCAGGUUAUGAUUUUAGUGUUCAAGCAAUGGGUGGUUUAAUUUCAAUUACAGGUGAUAAAGAGAAUCCAUAUAAAUGUGGUGUGGCAAUUGUUGAUAUGAUGACAGGACUCUAUGCAAAUAUUGCCAUUCAAGCUGCACUUCAUCAUAGAGAGAAAUCCAAAGAUAAAAAAGGUCAAUAUAUAGAUGUUAGUCUAUUGGAUGUUCAAGCUUCUUUCUUGGCAAAUCAUGGUUCAAGUUAUUUAGUAACUGGUGAAACCUCUGAACGUGUUGGUAAUUCUCAUCCAAGUAUUUCACCUUAUGAUUCUUUAAAAACUAAAGAUGGUUUCAUGGUAGUUGCAAUUGGUAAUAAUACUCAAUUUCAAUCAAUGUGUAAUGUUUUAGGUUUACCUCAUUUAUCAACUAAUCCUUUAUUCUCUACAAAUCCAUCAAGAGUUUUAAAUCGUAAACAAUUACUUUCAAUUCUAACAAAUGAAACUUUAAAAUUUAAUACUGAUGAUAUUGUUAAAUUAUUAGGUGAUUCAAAUGUACCUUGUUCACCAAUUAAUUCAAUUGAUAAAGUUGUAAAUCAUAAACAAAUUAAACAUAGAAAUAUGAUUUGGAAUUUACCUUUAAAUGAAAAUAAUAAUAAUAAUUUAAAUAAUAAUAAUUUAAAUAAUAAUAAUAGUAAUAAUAAUUUAAAUAAUAAUAAUAAUAAUAAUAAAAAUAUUCAAAAUGAUAAAGGUGAAUAUAUAAUGAAUUCAAUUAAUUUAAUUGGUAAUCCAAUUCAUUUUAGUGAAACAAAUAUUCAUACACCUUCAAGUAUAAAAAGUAAUAUUCCACCACCUUUUUUAGGUCAACAUACUGAUGAAAUUUUAAAAAAUAUUGGUUUAAAUGAAAAUCAAAUUUUAAAUUUAAAAAAUAAUAAUAUUGUUCAAUAA
Messenger RNA from Dictyostelium discoideum AX4, 1416 nucleotides. RefSeq names its product CoA-transferase family III protein. Gene Ontology annotation, molecular function: catalytic activity; CoA-transferase activity. The transcript has a single exon. Bases 1 to 1416 code for a protein of 471 amino acids. The record is from RefSeq and is a predicted model, not a curated record. Lineage: Eukaryota; Evosea; Eumycetozoa; Dictyosteliales; Dictyosteliaceae.